GCCGCGCGCAGACAAGAUGGCGGCCGCCACGGGGCGUGCGGCGGGAGCUGUGCCGGCGGGAUACACGGCUCUGGCGGUGAAGUUCGCGGAGCGGCAGCGCUCGCACCACUGCCUGUUGGUGAAGGAGCACCAGGUGCGGGAAGGGGCCGACACCGCGCACCCGCCUCGCCGCACCCUAUUCGUCCUCAACGUGCCCCCGUACUGCGGCCCGGACUCUUUGUCUAGGCUGUUCUCCCGCUGCGGGCAUGUGCAGUCUGUGGACAUCUGUGACAAGCCAGGGCCAGGAGAGAAAAAAGAUAAACUGGCAUCGAAAUUCUUUGACCACAAAACUCUAAAGGGAUUUCAAGUAGCAUAUGUGGUGUUCAGAAAACCAGCAGCUGUCCAGGCAGCCAAGGCUCUAUCACAAGAAGGUCCCUUGCUAAUAUCAACAGAGAGCCACCCUGUGAAAACUGGCAUUAGCAAGUGGAUCGCCAGCUAUGAGGCCUCCAUCGUGGAUCCGAAGGAGCUGAAGGCUGAGGUGGACGCCUACAUGCAAGACUAUGAUAAAAAGGUGGCAGAGGAAGAAGCCAAAGCAGCCCUGGAGGAGGGCAUUCCGGACGAGGAGGGCUGGGUGAAGGUGACGCGGAAGGGCCGGAAGCCCGGCCUGCCCCGGACAGAGGCUGCCAACCUGCGCGUGCUGGAGAGGGAGAAACAGAAGAGGGCCCGCAAAGAACUGCUCAACUUCUAUGCCUGGCAGCAUCGCGAGACCAAGAGAGAGCACAUUGCCCAGUUGAGGAAGAAAUUUGAGGAGGACAAGCAGAGGAUUGCACUGAUGCGAGCCCAGCGCAAGUUUCGGCCAUACUAGGUUGUGCUGAGCUGUUCUUCAGGUGCUGGAGAGAGUAGGAGAGAUGCCUACUGUCUCCAUUUGUCAAAGGAUUUCGAGGAAUUAAGGCAGCUUUGGGUUGCCUCUACUUUUGGAUCUGAAACCGAAGGUCCCAGCAACUGCUGC
Messenger RNA from Melozone crissalis (California towhee), 988 nucleotides. It is a transcript of the gene RRP7A, whose product is annotated as ribosomal RNA processing 7 homolog A. Gene Ontology annotation, biological process: ribosomal small subunit assembly; rRNA processing. Lineage: Eukaryota; Metazoa; Chordata; Aves; Passeriformes; Passerellidae. Gene Ontology annotation, cellular component: UTP-C complex; CURI complex. The record is from RefSeq and is a predicted model, not a curated record. The coding region runs from base 17 to 844 and encodes 275 amino acids. Gene Ontology annotation, molecular function: RNA binding. The transcript has 7 exons.